Messenger RNA from Pelobates cultripes (western spadefoot toad), 22391 nucleotides. The record is from the annotation of a GenBank genome assembly. Lineage: Eukaryota; Metazoa; Chordata; Amphibia; Anura; Pelobatidae.
GGCUGUAACAAGUACUGCCCAGAAACUACACCUCCCGGCAUGCUCUGCACCAUCAGGCCGGAAGUCGCGCGAGUAGAGGUGAUAGCAGACAUGGCCGCCCGCAUGGGAUGUUUGGUGAGGAGGCUCAGGUCAGAGAUAGUGACCGGGAGCAGAACGCUGUGUGCUGGAGGUGAGAGCUUGUAACCAUGCAACAUCAUACAUUCAUUAUUCUCUAUAUCUAUCAGUAACAGCGACGGUAAACUCACUUUGGGACACACACAGUAAUAAUAUUAUAUUAUACCCCAUAUAAUACAGUAAUAAUAUUAAAUUAUACCCCAUAUAAUACAGUAAUAAUAUUAAAUUAUACCCCAUAUAAUACAGUAAUAAUAUUAUAUUAUACCCCAUAUAAUACAGUAAUAAUAUUAUACCCCAUGUGACACACACAGUAAUAAUAUUAUAUUAUACCCCAUGUGAUACAGGGAUUGCUGGGAUACACACAGUAAUGAUAUUAUAUUAUACCCCAUAUGAUACAGGGAUUGCUGGGAUACGCACAGUAAUAAUAUUAUAUUAUACUCCAUAUGAUACAGGGAUUGCUGGGACACACACAGUAAUAAUAUUAUAUUAUACUCCAUGUGAUACAGGGAUUGCUGGGACACACACAGUAAUAAUAUUAUAUUAUACUCCAUGUGAUACAGGGAUUGCUGGGACACACACAGUAAUAAUAUUAUAUUAUACUCCAUGUGAUACAGGGAUUGCUGGGACACACACAGUAAUAAUAUUAUAUUAUACCCGAUGUGAUACAGGGAUUGCUGGGAUACACACAGUAAUAUUAUAUUAUACCCCAUGUGAUACAGGGAUUGCUGGGAUACACACAGUAAUAAUAUUAUAUUAUACUCCAUGUGACACACACAGUAAUAAUAUUAUAUUAUACCCCAUAUGAUACAGGGAUUGCUGGGAUACACACAGUAAUAUUAUUAUAUUAUACUCCAUAUGAUACAGGGAUUGAUGGGAUACACACAGUAAUGAUAUUAUAUUAUACCCCAUGUGAUACAGGGAUUGCUGGGAUACACACAGUAAUAAUAUUAUAUUAUACCCCAUGUGAUACAGGGAUUGCUGGGAUACACACAGUAAUAAUAUUAUAUUAUACUCCAUGUGAUACAGGGAUUGCUGGGACACACACAGUAAUAAUAUUAUAUUAUACUCCAUGUGAUACAGGGAUUGCUGGGACACACACAGUAAUAAUAUUAUAUUAUACUCCAUGUGAUACAGGGAUUGCUGGGACACACACAGUAAUAAUAUUAUAUUAUACUCCAUGUGAUACAGGGAUUGCUGGGACACACACAGUAAUAAUAUUAUAUUAUACCCGAUGUGAUACAGGGAUUGCUGGGAUACACACAGUAAUAUUAUAUUAUACCCCAUGUGAUACAGGGAUUGCUGGGAUACACACAGUAAUAAUAUUAUAUUAUACUCCAUGUGACACACACAGUAAUAAUAUUAUAUUAUACCCCAUAUGAUACAGGGAUUGCUGGGAUACACACAGUAAUAAUAUUAUAUUAUACUCCAUAUGAUACAGAGAUUGCUGGGACACGCACAGUAAUAAUAUUAUAUUAUACCCCAUGAUACAGGGAUUGCUGGGAUACACACAGUAAUAAUAUUAUAUUAUACCCCAUGUGAUACAGGGAUUGCUGGGAUACACACAGUAAUAAUAUUAUAUUAUACCCCAUGUGAUACAGGGAUUGCUGGGACACACACAGUAAUAAUAUUAUAUUAUACCCCAUGUGAUACAGGGAUUGCUGGGAUACACACAGUAAUAAUAUUAUAUUAUACCCCAUAUGAUACAGGGAUUGCUGGGACACACACAGUAAUAAUAUUAUAUUAUACUCCAUAUGAUACAGGGAUUGCUGGGACACACACAGUAAUAUUAUAUUAUACCCCAUGUGAUACAGGGAUUGCUGGGAUACACACAGUAAUAAUAUUAUAUUAUACCCCAUAUGAUACAGGGAUUGCUGGGACACACACAGUAAUAAUAUUAUAUUAUACCCGAUAUGAUACAGGGAUUGCUGGGAUACACACAGUAAUAAUAUUAUAUUAUACCCCAUGUGAUACAGGGAUUGCUGGGAUACACACAGUAAUAAUAUUAUAUUAUACUCCAUGUGACACACACAGUAAUAAUAUUAUAUUAUACCCCAUAUGAUACAGGGAUUGCUGGGAUACACACAGUAAUAUUAUUAUAUUAUACUCCAUAUGAUACAGGGAUUGAUGGGAUACACACAGUAAUGAUAUUAUAUUAUACCCCAUGUGAUACAGGGAUUGCUGGGAUACACACAGUAAUAAUAUUAUAUUAUACCCCAUGUGAUACAGGGAUUGCUGGGAUACACACAGUAAUAAUAUUAUAUUAUACCCCAUGUGAUACAGGGAUUGCUGGGACACACACAGUAAUAUUAUUAUAUUAUACUCCAUAUGAUACAGGGAUUGCUGGGAUACACACAGUAAUAAUAUUAUAGUAUACUUCAUAUGAUACAGGGAUUGCUGGGAUACACACAGUGAUAGUAUCUUAUACUCCAUAUGAUAUACAAGAUAACUGGUAAGAAAGAGUGUUAUCCCUAAGAUUCCAUAUUUUUCUAAAUUCCAUAUGAUAUAGGGAUUACUGGGAUAAAUUAUAUGCUAAGAAUCAAGGCUGUCUCUCAUUGUGUGGACAUGUUGAGAAUCAGGGCUGUCUCUCAUUGUAUGGACAUGCUGAGAAUCAGGGCUGUCUCUCAUUGUACGGGCAUGCUGAGAAUCAGGGCUGUCUCUCAUUGUACGGGCAUGCUGAGAAUCAGGGCUGUCUCUCAUUGUAUGGGCAUGCUGAGAAUCAGGGCUGUUUCUCAUUGUACGGGCAUGCUGAGAAUCAGGACUGUCUCAUUGUACGGGCAUGCUGAGAAUCAGGGCUGUCUCUCAUUGUACGGGCAUGCUGAGAAUCAGGGCUGUCUCUCAUUGUACGGGCAUGCUGAGAAUCAGGGCUGUCUCUCAUUGUACGGGCAUGCUGAGAAUCAGGACUGUCUCAUUGUACGGGCAUGCUGAGAAUCAGGACUGUCUCAUUGUACGGGCAUGCUGAGAAUCAGGACUGUCUCUUUGUACGGGCAUGCUGAGAAUCAGGACUGUCUCAUUGUACAGGCAUGCUGAGAAUCAGCACUGUCUCAUUGUAUGGGCAUGCUGAGAAUCAAGACUCUCAUUGUACGGCAUGCUGAGAAUCUGGGCUGUCUCUCAUUGUGCAGGCAUGCUGAGAAUCAGGGCUGUCUCUCAUUGUACGGGCAUGCUGAGAAUCUGGACUGUCUCUCAUUGUAUGGGCAUGCUCAGAAUCUGGACUGUCUCUCAUUGUAUGGGCAUGCUGAGAAUCUGGACUGUCUCUCAUUGUAUGGGCAUGCUGAGAAUCUGGACUGUCUCUCAUUGUAUGGGCAUGCUGAGAAUCUGGACUGUCUCUCAUUGUAUGGGCAUGCUGAGAAUCUAGACUGUCUCUCAUUGUAUGGGCAUGCUGAGAAUCUGGACUGUCUCUCAUUGUAUGGGCAUGCUGAGAAUCUGGACUGUCUGUUCAUAUUUGCUGUAAGCAAGCUUUCAGUGAUAACUGUUUCUCAGUUUAUUGUAAAAGCCUGAUUAUUACCAUAACUGUCAUUCAUUAUAUGUGCAUUCUUGGAAUCAGUCAGUAUAUAUUUUUCAUCAGCGAAUGUAUCAUUAUUUUGGCAUUGAACACUCCCCCAUCCACCCCCCAGGAUAUCCACUUCCAUAAAAUAUAUUUUAAAUGAUCUCCACUUGAAGAUACAAUUUUUGUUAAUAUUCUUGAAUAUAAGGUUUUUUUUUUUGUUUUUUUUCUAAAGAAAAUAUUUAGACCAAGAAUAUCAAAUCUUUGUAUCUAGCAAGGUAAUUCACUCCUGCUCCUUCAUGAUGUGUGCACUUUACAAACCUGCAAAAUAGAGAUAUUCCCAGAACAGUUUUCACUAUGUCAAAGCAUAGUAUCAAAGUCUUAGAUAGAACAUAGAGCUCACUGUCUGUUUUGUUUGUACUCCCUAACAUGUAAGGCACAUUCCCAAUUAGAUUAGAUAUCUUUACAUGAAGGAUAUAUUUUAGAGGGUUUGGUUUGAAUGUCUGUAUCCUUUUCCAGCUCCCAGGUCUCCAGCUUUCUCAGACCCAGACGUGCAGAAUCUCCUGAAGAAGAUUACCAGUCUUAAUCUGGAGAAGAUCUUCAAGCCAGUAAAGAAGGAACUGAACCCUCCCACAUACAAACUACUAACAGAAACACAAUAUGAAGAGGUAACAUGACUAAGCCUAACUGAUAUGUAAAGAUUAGUGAACGAUUCUUCCUUUCUCUAAAUCCAAUCUAUUCUCUUUGUGCAGUCUGUACAGAAGGCAGCGAAGGCUGCUGCAGAGUACCUGGAGAUGCCACCAGUUAUGAGUGAGCGAGAGCCAAUAAAUGAUAUUUUGGCUGAGGAUGAGAUUCUUCGCGACCUAGAAACUUCUAAAUAUGUUUUCACUGAUAUAACUUACAGUACUCCUCACCGCGUGAGUAUCUACAACUGUUGUCCUUCCUACACAUCAUUAGUACAAAUUGCUUUUGAUAUUGAUUGCCAUAGUUAUAUGCCCAGGUUAAUGCCAGUGACAACAGAGACAAGUACUAAUGAAUUCUCUUCCAAUUUAUGUAUAUAAGUUUACAAAUCUCAAUGAAGUGCUUUGGGUGCCAUGUCCCCCCUCGUUUUAAUCCUGCGCUGUAAAAUAUUACCAUACUACAGGAACGCAAUGCUUUAUUGUACGGUCGAAAUGAUUCCAGUGGCCGUCAUACUCAUAGCACAGUAAUUCAGCUAUUUCUAUCUGAUUGUCUCAUAGAGAAUAUCUGAUUGGCAGAGAGGGGGGUUUUGCCACACAUUAUUUUCUUUUGGGUAGAGCAUUGGAUUGGCUGUGAUCAUCAAUCCUGAUGAUUACAGGCAAGGAGACAGGAAGGCAGUGUGGAGACUAAAUGAGACUGAAAUGUUUAACAGGGCACUAUAGCACAUUUGUAAUCCUACGCUAUAGUGUUCCUUUAACAAAAUUAAAACUUGUAUACUUGAAACCUCUUCAGAUUUUUAUCACUGUGUUAGUAAACCCACUUUGCAAAAUCAGUGAGUGGCCAUGUUCUACAGUGGUGAACUUAUGUACUGUGUAAUGGAAAUAACCACAGAAAAUAUAUCUAAUUUUACACUGACUGCCAGGGUUGUAAUUUUUUCAUAUAAUCAAUAAGUAAACCCCCUUUUAUGUACCUAGAAAAGUUACUCCAACCAAAAAACAAUGUUUUAAGAAUACACGAUCUUUGGUUAGAACCCUUCUGUGCUGGUCCAACUCUACCUCUGUUUCAGUGCUCAGGCCAAGUUCCCCCUGCAGCUUGGUCGACCUUCGCUAAUGGUGAAGUGACACCUCUGGCAGCAGAGGAUAGUCCCUGUAUGUGUCGCAUUCCACAGUGAAAGACCGCAAAUACACACUCCAAGCGCCAUGACCACUUCAAAUCACUGAUGUGGUUGUGGUGUAUGAAGUAACAUUUUAAGCUAAGUGAGUAGCCACAAAACCAAAAUGAGCGUUAUUUACAGCAAGGAUACUGUCCACUCUGGUCAAGCAGACUUCUAUAAUUGCAUCGUGUUAACGUGGUAGGUUAUUUCGGAAAAAGUUGGUUAUUUAUCACCUCUUGGCUGUAGGAGAGGUUCAUUGUUGUGCGAGAGCCAAAUGGAGUACUAAGGAAAGCUACAUGGGCUGAGAGGGACAGAAUGAUCCAAGUUUAUUUCCCUCAAGAAGGACGCAAAUUGGUUCCACCACCUGUUUUCCAGGAAGAGAACAUGCAGGUAUAAAAUGAAUUUGGAAUAAGGUAGUAAUUGUUACACAAAUGCUGUGUAAUUUAGAUGGAAUAUUAUUUGUAUUUUUUUUUCUGUUACCACAGGUUAUGUUCCAGCAGGAUCGUCAUGAAGAGCUUCUAAACCGUUGCCUGGUCCAAUUUGAUCCAGAUUCUCCGGAAUACAUCAGAGUAAGUUCUCACCUCCUCAUUCUUGUUUAGAAAUCAACUUGAUCCAGGUUACAGCAAAGUGAUUUUCUUUCUUCUUUCAGGUUCAUCAACAGACAUAUGAAAAUAUUGAUCAGCAUGGCAAGUAUGAUCUACUGCGCUCCACAAGGCACUUUGGUGGCAUGGCUUGGUACCUGUGCCGCUUGAAGAAGAUAGAUGGACUUCUAAUAGACAUGAUUCAGAGAGACUUGUGAGUAUAUAAAUACAGUGUGUCCACCCUAGGGAAAUUUUCCUGAUACAACUGUUUUGAUAUUGCUGCAUUAUUUAUGUAUACUCUGACUGCAGACAUAACUGUUGGGCUACCAAUAACAAAGGCAGACUAUAGGAUUUUGAGUGAUGACAUUUUGAUCAUAUCUUCACAGUAAUCCAAGUUUGGAUGUUGAGGGAGGUUGUGAGGUGAGCCCUGCUGCUACCUGAGAAAUCAGAGAUUACAUGCUUCCUGCUAGACACCAGGGACAAUGUUGCUGGUCUCUGUUUACUCGCCUUGACUCAUUGCUGAUAGGUGAGCAGCAGGAAGAAGAAGAGAGGGUGAAUAAUUUGCUGACAAGUGUGUGAUUACGUUAUGAAUAUGUGAGUGAGUGGCUAGUUAUGGCAUUUGUGGCUCUGCAUGUCUGUGUACACAUAAAUAUGUGGAGGGAUUAAUUGUGUGUUCUUCACUUAUUAAUGAAAACUUUUUUGGGUUCUAAAUUCCAGGGAAACGUGUUAAAGCUUAUGGCUCAAGUCACACACACAUUGGAUAGCAUGCAUAUACAUUUGUUAUUCUUUUAAAAUAACAUAUAGUCUAACAGACACAACAAAGGUAGCAAUAUUAUAGUAUGGUAAGAAAACAUGACGGCUGAUGUUAGCAGUAUUAUUUUAGACAACUGAUCUCCAAUGUGUUGUAAACACAUACAUCAUAAAGCAAAUUUUAUAGUCAUAUUUAUUUAUUUGUAUUUUUUUUUUUUUUUAUGGAUAGUGCUACCAAUAUGUUUUUUUAGCAAUUGGAGUACUGAUCAUUCUUAGAUGGCAUAACCUGUAAUUUAUGUGAGUAAGUAGUCAAAAUAACUAGCUGCAUAUAGGCUUGAAUAGCCUGUUUUGGGUCCUGCUUUCAAUAUUCUGAGCCCAAAGGAUGUUUGACAAUUGCAAUAUAAAUGGAAAAAACAAACAUGACUCCAAUACAGUAAUAUAGGACAGCUUAUUAGUGUGUGACAGUCAUUCCCUUUGAGUAGCUCAUUCGAUGGCAUACUGUCUUUAUUAUUUUUUGUCUUCGCAUAUACCUCCAUUAUAAAUGUCUGCACAUGUAAUUUUUUUUUGCAUGACUAUACCUUACUGGCAUUAGCAACUGCUGAUUGCCAUUUUUGUCUAAUUUGAAGUCUAUAACUAUUUCCAAAUCCUUCUCAUGUGCUAUUUUCACUAACUCGCUACCAUGGGCUGUAGGUUGUUUGCACAUUUAUCUACAUUAGAAUUUUAUCUUCCAUUUCAGUUCCCUAAUCUAUCUAAAUCCCUCUGCAGCAAUGUAAUCUCCUGUUUACAUUGUAUUACCACCUAGUUGUGUGUCAUCUGCAAACACGGACACCUGGCAUUCAAUGCUUAUUUCAAAAUCAUUUCAAAAUAAAUUGAAUAAAAGUGGUCCCAGAAAAGACCCUGAGGGGGACACUACUUACCACCUUUUUCAAGCUCGAAAGUUUACAUUAAAGGUACACUCUGGACACCAUAACAACUUCAUCACAAUGAAGAUGUUAGGGUGCCAGAAGCCACAUGGUGCUUCAUUACCUUUAGGGGUUAAAUUGUUGACAAAUAGUUUAACCCCCUAAGUUGACUUUCCAGUGCCAUUCCUCCCUGUAACUGCCUACAUCCCCUUUCUCUGGUUCUGAUCCAGGAAGCAUGGCCUGCUGACUAAUCAGCUUAGAAUGGUCAGUUGAUGCUUUAAGCUAAUCAGUAGCUUCCCAUUCAUUAAAAGGUAUGCCCCCCUUUUUUUUUUAUUUUUUUUAUUUUUAUUUAUGAAUGGGGAGCUUUUGAGCGUUAGGUUUAACUGCUAACGGUAAGGAAUCACCGGGAGCUUAAUUUUGAUUAUGUUAUGGUGCUCAGUGUUCUUUUAAUUGCAACACUCUAUCUUUUAACCAAUGUUCUGUCCAAGAACAAGAACGUUUAUCUAGACCAAUUUCUUUUGAUUUGAACACUAACCCAUUGUGUAUGUUAGUUAAAAUAAUUUACUCUGCUCUGUACAGAAUUUAGUCACAGGGAGAAAUGUCUUGGAAGAAAAAGAAGUUCAUAUUGUGGUAUGGUUAGGGGGAAAUGGAAUCAUGUAACAGUACUUAGUUAAAAAAAAAAAAAUGAUCUCUCCAUAAAAUAGCAUACAAUUGGAUAUGUUUUGGAAGAGUUCUAAUAUGCUUGCGGUGAUUCUUUGAUUUAAAAAAAAAAAAAAAAAUACUUAGAAUAAGUAAGCCACGUUGCUGGACAGCAUGUAAUUAAUGUAUUGUCUGAAUUAAUUAGGGGGGAGGAGGGCUAGCAAAGGCUUUAGACAAGAUUUUGGAAACUGCAGAUUUUGGAAGCUGUUUUUUUUAAAUAAACCCUCAAUGAGAAAAUGCAUGUUUUGGUUUGGGGUGUACAGUAUAUACCAAACAGUGAUUUUUAUUUUUAGUGUAUUUGGGCAGUGGAGUCCCUUUUAAGUUCAAGUAACAUUUAACAAUGUGUGUUUUUGUUAGGAUUGAGAAUUCAGACACCUUAAUCCAGUUAUAUAACAUUCUACAUCCAGACACACUGUGUGCGAAGGAGUCACAGGGAGCUGAGGGUGCCAUGUUAAUUCAGGUGAGUUCUGUUUUUCAACUACUCUAUUUCAAAUGAUUGAAGACCUAAUUUUUGUUUAUAUGUAGAACUGCCAUGUAUAGUAUUCCUCUCUGGCCCAUGUGUGGUUGAAACAGAGAACAUUUACGUUGCUUAAAGGGACUCUCCAGUGCCAGGAAAACAAUCAGUUUUCCUGUCACUGCAGGUCCCUUCUCCCUCCCACCUCCCAUCCCCAGAUGCUGAAGGGGUCAAAACCCCUUCAGUGACUUACCAGAGGCAGAAAAAGACUUAAAUGCCAAAUGGCAACCUCCCUUCCUAAUGACUCUAAAAUAAAUACUGCAGUUCACAGGUUUAGACUUUAAUAUAAUCCUUAGUGGGUCAAUAUCUUUGACUGCAGAUUAAUAUUGAAUAAACAUGAUAAGAGAAAUUAAAUGGACUUGCUUAUAUCAAGUGGAAAAAAUUAUGAAUAAACUAUUCUAUACCACUACUUAUUCAUAAUUUUGGGAUAUAUAUCCCCUCAGUGGAAAACUUCACCAACUGGUAGAAAAUGUAGUGAAAUAUAGUAAUCACAUCACAUUACUACCUGCUUAGACACUGGAUACUAAGUGAUUCAAAAAAACAAUAUCAAAAUAGUUAACACUGUAUAUAGAAUGUCUCCAGAAUAGUCCUGUGGAUAUAAUGUCACAGGAGUAUAUCUAUAAAAAUAGAAAAAUACAAUGAUUAACUAGACAAAAUGUAUCCAAAAUGUGACUAUAGCAAUAUAUACCACAUAUUCAAAGAUAUAAAGCAAAAAGAGAGGUGAAGUGAAAAGUGAAAAACCGUGCUAAAUGUGCAGAACCAUACUUAGAAUGUUGGUUCCCUGCACAUUGUGACAGUGCCCUAAAAGUGAAAAUAUGAGGGGAGAAAAGACCCCCUUCCUCCCCCCCCCAUCCACCCCCAAAUAAACCUGACGCACGUUUCGGUGUGCUUAUGAAGCACCUUUGUCAGGGGCUGAAUCCAUACUGACCGGCGGGUCCCUCUUAUAAGUACAUGCACUUGCUGCAAAAGUAUGUGUGCACCAAUCAGAAGGCAGAAAAAUUGGCGCCAAAGUGCCGGUAUUUUCUUAUGUUAAUGAGGUUUACGAGCAGUCCAAUCGGAUAUCUGCUCAGGAUUAAGCAAAGAAGCUCAUUGCUAAUUGGCGCCAAAAAGGUGCCGGUAUUCCCGCAUAUUAACAGGGUUAAUUAGGCAAAAAGCUCGAUGCUAAUUAGUGUCUAGAAUUAACCCCUCAUGGGGAGGUACGUUAUAGCCUUCGUAGCAAUCUAACAUACAAUCAUCAGAUACAUGAUGAUACACAUCAACAUAACUCGAAGAUUAAAUGUAUAAUGACAAAAUCCCAUAUUGCCCAUACUUAUCUUCAAGAGCAUGGAUGAUAGUGUAUAAUAUUAUCAUAGAUUGUAAAUAGUUCCAUAUUAACCGGACGGAAUGAAAUGAACGGUAAACUGUGAAUAUAUAUCGCUAUCACUAUAAAUCAUGCAAAAUAAAUUGUUCCAUUACAUUUAUGUUUCCGUGAACAAAUAUAGCAUUAUUAGCUGUUGAUAAUAUUAACCUUUUACCAGAAAAAUACUUUUUUAAUAUAACAUAAAUUCUGAGUUGCCAAACAAUCCUGCAUUAUGAUCCAUAGUAAAUUAUCAUGGCUUGAGCGAUUUAUUAGUAAUCUCACAGCCUAAUAACAAUACACAUAGACCCAAAAUAAUGUCAGGCUAGCAAGUCCAAGCUUAUUCAUAAGGGCAAUAAGAAAGAUGGUAAACACUCCAUAUCAUCUAUAGAGGGGUAAAAUACCCUAUAUAAAAUUAGCUUAAUAUUCAAUGGCUAGAGGUGAUAAAUAGCUGACUCAUAUAUCUGAAAAGAAAGAAACGGUCCCCAAUCUUAAGGGAACAUAAACCCAGUCAAGACAAAAAACAUAAAUGGUUCCCAAUUUAAUUUUAAUAUGUUGUUCAGCAUUUAGUCCUAAAAUUAAAAGAGGCAAAAGGACAGCUUCUUUCUCCUUUCUGGCUUUUAUAGAUCAAAAAUACUUAAUACAAUCUAAUGUCCUGGAAACAAAACGGCAACAGAUAUUGUCAAUUUAAAGUGACCGUAUACUAUGAGAAUAUGAAUCCUAAUAAAUAGAAUUACACUUAUAUUGUUUUAAUCGGAGUUCAUAAAUAAUUCCCAACUUAUUAUUCACAUACCGUUCGACAUUCAAUCCUGCAAUCAAAUGGGGCACUAAAACAGCUUCCCUCUAUAUCAAAAACCUUUAUAUACCCUAAAAUGGGCAGCAAUGGGCAUGAAUUGACAUGGACCCUAAGGAAUAAAGAAAUUAAUACUUCCCCUAUGUGCUUAAUUUAUUUACAAAAUUAUAUAAAUAUACAAACAAGCGCUCAAUUAGUAUGAUGGUGAACUAGUCAGAAAUAAACAAAGAAUAUGAGAAACCUUCAUUAAGGCCCAAAGGAGACAAUGUCUUCAAUUUAUAAAUCCAAUAACUCUCUCGUAAGAGUUUUUUGUCUAUGUCUCCUUUUCUUGGUCCCAUUUUAAUUUUUUCAAUUCCAUUAAAUCUUAAAGCCUGCGCCGAACCGCCAUGUUGGACUUUCAGAUGUCUCAAAAUUGGUGUAUCUGUUUGUCUGGUCGGAUUUACAGAGUUUACAUGCUCUAAAAUACGGGUUUUAAAUGGUCUAAAAGUCUUACCAACGUAUUUUGAAUUGCAGCUACAGGUAAUAAGAUAAACCAGUCCCUCUGUCUGGCAAUUAAAAAAGGACUUUGUUAUAAAGGAUUCUGAAUUAGUUGAAUUGGAAAAAGUUUUAGAUUGUUUCUUAAUAUAUUUACACGCUUUACAGCGACCACAUUGAUAAGUCCCCACUGCGGAGGAUUUUAGCCAUGUAUUCGUCACUUUAUUAGUGGUCAAAUGACUAGGUACCAGGAUAUCUCUGAGGUUUCAACCCCUUCUUGCUGUAAGAGAAACAUGGGGAGUCAACACCUCUUUUAAAUGUAUAUCCUGGUACAAUAAUGGCCAAAACCUUUCUACCUUAAGCAUUAAACUAUCUGGCAAUGGGAAGGUAUGGCUCUCUCCAGUUAGUUUAACCUAAAUUGUUGGUAAGACUUUUGCGCAAAUCCUUUUCACCUGCAACAAUCUUAUUCACUUCCUGUUAAUUUACAGCCCUACAAACCAACCCAUAUCAGAAUUAUGUUACUGACCAAUUUGUUCAGGUGUAGAUUAACAAGAAUUUAAUUUGUGUUUGUUGUAGUUGAAAAGGAUUUCUGCACAAGGUCUAAUAUUAGUUGAUUACAAAUUAUUUAGUGAUUAUACCCCUCUAGGACUGAGUGCUGGAGACUGGGAAGGCAAUUUUAAUAAACUGAAACCAUUGCCAUGUUUGCAGAAGCCAGUUUUUAAACAUGUGACAGAGCUGACUUUCUUUCUGAAAAUCAUAGGUGUUUUUUUUUUUUUUUUUAAAUUACCCCAUUCUGAGGUUGACAAUAUCUGCAUGAUUUAUAUAUUUAGUUGCAUCCACAUAAUUUAUUGCCUGUGAUUUUGAACAAUUGUGCCUUAUAAUAAUAAUAAGCACUCUAUUGGGUAUAGUCUUUCAUACUAAAAUGUCACACACUAGACAUGUACAGAUGUAAGAUUUGUUUUGUCCAUAAACUACUCAGUUUGUAUGAAUCAAAAUCAUUUUAAUUCAUGCAUGAAUGAAUUGAUUUGUCCAGAAAAUAAAUUAAUGGCUUAAUUCCGAUGUGGCUUAAAAGAAGUUUGAUUUGGAUGACUUGAUUUGUUUAUGAACGCAAGACAUAUUUGCACAAGUCUAAUGCACACCCACUGGUAUGUUGUCUGUAUUUGACUAAAGUUUGUACUUUAACUAUCUUCAGAUCUUUUUGAAAACGGAGGCUCGGAAGCCAGGCUAUAUAGAGUUGGCUCUACAGGCAUACCAAGAGUCUAAAAUCAGCACGACUUCAUCGUGACAAUGCUGCUGAUGUUUGUCUGAAAGAUUUGUAUUCAUAGAGAAGCAGACCUUACUUGUCAUGAAUUUACACCAAAGAGGCUGGACUGGGUUGUUUUGCAUCCAACAAUGAAUGUGUAACUGUUUAGUUACGCUGCCUAUUCUGGAGUCUGACAGUGACUGGUAUUGCCUAUGCCCUCUGUAUCUGUAAGGAAAGCCCACGUGUGGUCCUUGGUUAUAAAUUGACUGUUAUCAAAUAACAUUAUCAUCUAUAUCUUCCAUUUCUAAUAAAAUGUUUACACUAAAAAUAUGGUUCUUUUCUUGUCUCGGUUCACUAAUUUUCUAAACUCAAAGGAAAUUUAAAUUCAAAGAAACAUUCCAUUGCCCUACAACACAAGGCUAAAAAUUGUCAGUCAGUUGUGAACAGAUAUGUAAUGCCCAAUUCUUACAGUACAGCAAAAUAAAGGCCUGUGUAUUUAUGUCCAUGUAUAAGUGGGGUAAUAAUUGUCUCCACAGGCUCGGGUAUGUCCUUUAAAAAUAAAAAAAUAUAUAUUAAAUGCAUACAUCAUGUGACCAAAAACCAUGCAGGUAAGUGUGUCAGGUAAAUGUGUGUCAACGCUGACAUCAUGUGUAAGCGCAAAGCAUCCACAAAAUGUAUGGAGACAAUUUCACACUUUCAUAUGGUGUCAGCAGAUUAAUUGUGCUUAUAACUAAACUUGUCCACCCCUAUUAGCAAGGGUAAGCCAGUAAAGAUACUGAAAAGGAGCAUUAUAAUACACACAGAGCUAAAAUACUUGUAAUUUUUUAGUAAGAGUUUCACUAACCACAUGUACAGACUGAAAGAACCCUCUCAAAAUAUUGGUUUUAUUCUUGUAUUUCAUGUUGGUUCUGCGAUUUAAGUUAAAUAUCUUCACUUGGGGCAGAGCUUGACAUGAAGCGAGCGAACCGUGGAAGCGAGCUACUUUUCGGUCAAAAGCAGGAGAUCCCCAGAGCAAUCCAGCUUGUACGAUAUUGUUAACAACACCACCUGAGGUAACUUGCUGAGGUACGCUACCGGACUGCUCCGCAACAGAGCCUGCAACACUGAACUAGGCCUGCAGCAGAGCUCAGGAGAGACAACCACUCUCCUUGCUCCAAAGAAUAAGUAUCCUAGUCUGCGCUCUACCCCUCCCUGGACUGGUGUGAGUUAUCCGGUCUACUGGCCGCCAACCCGCCAGUCUUUCAAAGUACGAGGAUAACACCAGCUUGUAAGCGUGCCCAAAUCAAGAUGGCUGAAUGGCGCCUAAGCUUGAUCAGGACCUGAUGCAGCUUAAUUUACUGACACGCUGGCUACUUAAGCUGUAAUGAUCGCUGGAAGCUAUAUUUGAAAAGUUUGGGCCAAGCUGAGGAGCGCCUUAGGUAACCCCUUACCCGCGGCCAAGGGGAAUCAGAGGAAAGAGCAGGAAAGCCCCCUUCGAACUCCAGCAUCUUUACCUCCUGUCUCACCCACCAGCAGCGCUUCCCUGGACUGAGGGCCACCAAGGGCUUGCCGGAAACACAGAUCCACGUAAGCAGAGUCCACAUGAACCACCAUCACAAAGACUUGGACUCACAUAGCCCCCAAAUACAUAAACUGGCCUGCGUUUGGUGUGCUUAUACUUGACUGUGCUUAUGAAGCACCUUUGUCAGGGGCUGAAUCCAUACUGACCGGCGGGUCCCUCUUAUAAGUACAUGCACUUGCUGCAAAAGUAUGUGUGCACCAAUCAGAAGGCAGAAAAAUUGGCGCCAAAGUGCCGGUAUUUUCUUAUGUUAAUGAGGUUUACGAGCAGUCCAAUCGGAUAUCUGCUCAGGAUUAAGCAAAGAAGCUCAUUGCUAAUUGGCGCCAAAAAGGUGCCGGUAUUCCCGCAUAUUAACAGGGUUAAUUAGGCAAAAAGCUCGAUGCUAAUUAGUGUCUAGAAUUAACCCCUCAUGGGGAGGUACGUUAUAGCCUUCGUAGCAAUCUAACAUACAAUCAUCAGAUACAUGAUGAUACACAUCAACAUAACUCGAAGAUUAAAUGUAUAAUGACAAAAUCCCAUAUUGCCCAUACUUAUCUUCAAGAGCAUGGAUGAUAGUGUAUAAUAUUAUCAUAGAUUGUAAAUAGUUCCAUAUUAACCGGACGGAAUGAAAUGAACGGUAAACUGUGAAUAUAUAUCGCUAUCACUAUAAAUCAUGCAAAAUAAAUUGUUCCAUUACAUUUAUGUUUCCGUGAACAAAUAUAGCAUUAUUAGCUGUUGAUAAUAUUAACCUUUUACCAGAAAAAUACUUUUUUAAUAUAACAUAAAUUCUGAGUUGCCAAACAAUCCUGCAUUAUGAUCCAUAGUAAAUUAUCAUGGCUUGAGCGAUUUAUUAGUAAUCUCACAGCCUAAUAACAAUACACAUAGACCCAAAAUAAUGUCAGGCUAGCAAGUCCAAGCUUAUUCAUAAGGGCAAUAAGAAAGAUGGUAAACACUCCAUAUCAUCUAUAGAGGGGUAAAAUACCCUAUAUAAAAUUAGCUUAAUAUUCAAUGGCUAGAGGUGAUAAAUAGCUGACUCAUAUAUCUGAAAAGAAAGAAACGGUCCCCAAUCUUAAGGGAACAUAAACCCAGUCAAGACAAAAAACAUAAAUGGUUCCCAAUUUAAUUUUAAUAUGUUGUUCAGCAUUUAGUCCUAAAAUUAAAAGAGGCAAAAGGACAGCUUCUUUCUCCUUUCUGGCUUUUAUAGAUCAAAAAUACUCAAUACAAUCUAAUGUCCUGGAAACAAAACGGCAACAGAUAUUGUCAAUUUAAAGUGACCGUAUACUAUGAGAAUAUGAAUCCUAAUAAAUAGAAUUACACUUAUAUUGUUUUAAUCGGAGUUCAUAAAUAAUUCCCAACUUAUUAUUCACAAAGCGUUCGACAUUCAAUCCUGCAAUCAAAUGGGGCACUAAAACAGCUUCCCUCUAUAUCAAAAACCUUUAUAUACCCUAAAAUGGGCAGCAAUGGGCAUGAAUUGACAUGGACCCUAAGGAAUAAAGAAAUUAAUACUUCCCCUAUGUGCUUAAUUUAUUUACAAAAUUAUAUAAAUAUACAAACAAGCGCUCAAUUAGUAUGAUGGUGAACUAGUCAGAAAUAAACAAAGAAUAUGAGAAACCUUCAUUAAGGCCCAAAGGAGACAAUGUCUUCAAUUUAUAAAUCCAAUAACUCUCUCGUAAGAGUUUUUUGUCUAUGUCUCCUUUUCUUGGUCCCAUUUUAAUUUUUUCAAUUCCAUUAAAUCUUAAAGCCUGCGCCGAACCGCCAUGUUGGACUUUCAGAUGUCUCAAAAUUGGUGUAUCUGUUUGUCUGGUCGGAUUUACAGAGUUUACAUGCUCUAAAAUACGGGUUUUAAAUGGUCUAAAAGUCUUACCAACGUAUUUUGAAUUGCAGCUACAGGUAAUAAGAUAAACCAGUCCCUCUGUCUGGCAAUUAAAAAAGGACUUUGUUAUAAAGGAUUCUGAAUUAGUUGAAUUGGAAAAAGUUUUAGAUUGUUUCUUAAUAUAUUUACACGCUUUACAGCGACCACAUUGAUAAGUCCCCACUGCGGAGGAUUUUAGCCAUGUAUUCGUCACUUUAUUAGUGGUCAAAUGACUAGGUACCAGGAUAUCUCUGAGGUUUCAACCCCUUCUUGCUGUAAGAGAAACAUGGGGAGUCAACACCUCUUUUAAAUGUAUAUCCUGGUACAAUAAUGGCCAAAACCUUUCUACCUUAAGCAUUAAACUAUCUGGCAAUGGGAAGGUAUGGCUCUCUCCAGUUAGUUUAACCUAAAUUGUUGGUAAGACUUUUGCGCAAAUCCUUUUCACCUGCAACAAUCUUAUUCACUUCCUGUUAAUUUACAGCCCUACAAACCAACCCAUAUCAGAAUUAUGUUACUGACCAAUUUGUUCAGGUGUAGAUUAACAAGAAUUUAAUUUGUGUUUGUUGUAGUUGAAAAGGAUUUCUGCACAAGGUCUAAUAUUAGUUGAUUACAAAUUAUUUAGUGAUUAUACCCCUCUAGGACUGAGUGCUGGAGACUGGGAAGGCAAUUUUAAUAAACUGAAACCAUUGCCAUGUUUGCAGAAGCCAGUUUUUAAACAUGUGACAGAGCUGACUUUCUUUCUGAAAAUCAUAGGUGUUUUUUUUUUUUUUUUUAAAUUACCCCAUUCUGAGGUUGACAAUAUCUGCAUGAUUUAUAUAUUUAGUUGCAUCCACAUAAUUUAUUGCCUGUGAUUUUGAACAAUUGUGCCUUAUAAUAAUAAUAAGCACUCUAUUGGGUAUAGUCUUUCAUACUAAAAUGUCACACACUAGACAUGUACAGAUGUAAGAUUUGUUUUGUCCAUAAACUACUCAGUUUGUAUGAAUCAAAAUCAUUUUAAUUCAUGCAUGAAUGAAUUGAUUUGUCCAGAAAAUAAAUUAAUGGCUUAAUUCCGAUGUGGCUUAAAAGAAGUUUGAUUUGGAUGACUUGAUUUGUUUAUGAACGCAAGACAUAUUUGCACAAGUCUAAUGCACACCCACUGGUAUGUUGUCUGUAUUUGACUAAAGUUUGUACUUUAACUAUCUUCAGAUCUUUUUGAAAACGGAGGCUCGGAAGCCAGGCUAUAUAGAGUUGGCUCUACAGGCAUACCAAGAGUCUAAAAUCAGCACGGCUUCAUCGUGACAAUGCUGCUGAUGUUUGUCUGAAAGAUUUGUAUUCAUAGAGAAGCAGACCUUACUUGUCAUGAAUUUACACCAAAGAGGCUGGACUGGGUUGUUUUGCAUCCAACAAUGAAUGUGUAACUGUUUAGUUACGCUGCCUAUUCUGGAGUCUGACAGUGACUGGUAUUGCCUAUGCCCUCUGUAUCUGUAAGGAAAGCCCACGUGUGGUCCUUGGUUAUAAAUUGACUGUUAUCAAAUAACAUUAUCAUCUAUAUCUUCCAUUUCUAAUAAAAUGUUUACACUAAAAAUAUGGUUCUUUUCUUGUCUCGGUUCACUAAUUUUCUAAACUCAAAGGAAAUUUAAAUUCAAAGAAACAUUCCAUUGCCCUACAACACAAGGCUAAAAAUUGUCAGUCAGUUGUGAACAGAUAUGUAAUGCCCAAUUCUUACAGUACAGCAAAAUAAAGGCCUGUGUAUUUAUGUCCAUGUAUAAGUGGGGUAAUAAUUGUCUCCACAGGCUCGGGUAUGUCCUUUAAAAAUAAAAAAAUAUAUAUUAAAUGCAUACAUCAUGUGACCAAAAACCAUGCAGGUAAGUGUGUCAGGUAAAUGUGUGUCAACGCUGACAUCAUGUGUAAGCGCAAAGCAUCCACAAAAUGUAUGGAGACAAUUUCACACUUUCAUAUGGUGUCAGCAGAUUAAUUGUGCUUAUAACUAAACUUGUCCACCCCUAUUAGCAAGGGUAAGCCAGUAAAGAUACUGAAAAGGAGCAUUAUAAUACACACAGAGCUAAAAUACUUGUAAUUUUUAGUAAGAGUUUCCACUAACCACAUGUACAGACUGAAAGAACCCUCUCCAAAAUAUUGGUUUUAUUCUUGUAUUUCAUGUUGGUUGCGAUUUAAGUUAAAUAUCUUCACUUGGGGGGCAGAGCUUGACCGCAAAGCCGAGCAGACACGUGGGAAGCAGGCUUCUGCACUUUCGGUCAAAAACUGGGAGAUCCCCAGAGCAAUCAGCUUGUACACGAUAUUGUGCUCUUACCACCCUGGGGGUAACUUGCUGUGCCGAAAGAUACCUUACUCGGACUGCUCCGCAACAGAGAGCCUGCAACACUGAACUGAGGCCUACUAGCAACAGAGCUCAGGAGAGACAACCACUCUCCUUGCUCCAAAGAAUAAGUAUCUAGUCUGCCACACUCCUACCCCUCCCCCUGGACUGGUGUGAGUUAUCCCGGUCCCCACUGGCCCGCAACCCAUAGUCUUUCAAAGUACAGAGGAUAACACCAGCUUGUAAAGCGACUGCCAAAUCCAAGAUGGCGGACGCGCCUACGCUUGAUCCCAGGGACCUGAUGCAGCAAUUUACUGACACCUUUGGCUACUUAAGCUGCUCAAUGAUCUCGCUGGAAGCUAUAUUUGAAAAGGUUUGGGCCAAGCUGAGGGAACGCAUGGUAACCCCCACUUACCCGGCCCACAAAGGGGAAUCAGAGGAAAGAGCAGGGAAAGCCCCCUUCAGACACCAGCAUCUUUUACACUCCUGUCUCACCCACUGUAUGCCUUCCUGGACUGAGGGCCACCAAGGGCUUGCCCCGGAAACACCGUCCACGUAAGCAGAGUCCCGCCAGACCAUCACAAAGACUUGGACUCACAUAGCCCCCAAAUAAACCUGACGCACGUUUCGGUGUGCUUAUGAAGCACCUUUGUCAGGGGCUGAAUCCAUACUGACCGGCGGGUCCCUCUUAUAAGUACAUGCACUUGCUGCAAAAGUAUGUGUGCACCAAUCAGAAGGCAGAAAAAUUGGCGCCAAAGUGCCGGUAUUUUCUUAUGUUAAUGAGGUUUACGAGCAGUCCAAUCGGAUAUCUGCUCAGGAUUAAGCAAAGAAGCUCAUUGCUAAUUGGCGCCAAAAAGGUGCCGGUAUUCCCGCAUAUUAACAGGGUUAAUUAGGCAAAAAGCUCGAUGCUAAUUAGUGUCUAGAAUUAACCCCUCAUGGGGAGGUACGUUAUAGCCUUCGUAGCAAUCUAACAUACAAUCAUCAGAUACAUGAUGAUACACAUCAACAUAACUCGAAGAUUAAAUGUAUAAUGACAAAAUCCCAUAUUGCCCAUACUUAUCUUCAAGAGCAUGGAUGAUAGUGUAUAAUAUUAUCAUAGAUUGUAAAUAGUUCCAUAUUAACCGGACGGAAUGAAAUGAACGGUAAACUGUGAAUAUAUAUCGCUAUCACUAUAAAUCAUGCAAAAUAAAUUGUUCCAUUACAUUUAUGUUUCCGUGAACAAAUAUAGCAUUAUUAGCUGUUGAUAAUAUUAACCUUUUACCAGAAAAAUACUUUUUUAAUAUAACAUAAAUUCUGAGUUGCCAAACAAUCCUGCAUUAUGAUCCAUAGUAAAUUAUCAUGGCUUGAGCGAUUUAUUAGUAAUCUCACAGCCUAAUAACAAUACACAUAGACCCAAAAUAAUGUCAGGCUAGCAAGUCCAAGCUUAUUCAUAAGGGCAAUAAGAAAGAUGGUAAACACUCCAUAUCAUCUAUAGAGGGGUAAAAUACCCUAUAUAAAAUUAGCUUAAUAUUCAAUGGCUAGAGGUGAUAAAUAGCUGACUCAUAUAUCUGAAAAGAAAGAAACGGUCCCCAAUCUUAAGGGAACAUAAACCCAGUCAAGACAAAAAACAUAAAUGGUUCCCAAUUUAAUUUUAAUAUGUUGUUCAGCAUUUAGUCCUAAAAUUAAAAGAGGCAAAAGGACAGCUUCUUUCUCCUUUCUGGCUUUUAUAGAUCAAAAAUACUCAAUACAAUCUAAUGUCCUGGAAACAAAACGGCAACAGAUAUUGUCAAUUUAAAGUGACCGUAUACUAUGAGAAUAUGAAUCCUAAUAAAUAGAAUUACACUUAUAUUGUUUUAAUCGGAGUUCAUAAAUAAUUCCCAACUUAUUAUUCACAAAGCGUUCGACAUUCAAUCCUGCAAUCAAAUGGGGCACUAAAACAGCUUCCCUCUAUAUCAAAAACCUUUAUAUACCCUAAAAUGGGCAGCAAUGGGCAUGAAUUGACAUGGACCCUAAGGAAUAAAGAAAUUAAUACUUCCCCUAUGUGCUUAAUUUAUUUACAAAAUUAUAUAAAUAUACAAACAAGCGCUCAAUUAGUAUGAUGGUGAACUAGUCAGAAAUAAACAAAGAAUAUGAGAAACCUUCAUUAAGGCCCAAAGGAGACAAUGUCUUCAAUUUAUAAAUCCAAUAACUCUCUCGUAAGAGUUUUUUGUCUAUGUCUCCUUUUCUUGGUCCCAUUUUAAUUUUUUCAAUUCCAUUAAAUCUUAAAGCCUGCGCCGAACCGCCAUGUUGGACUUUCAGAUGUCUCAAAAUUGGUGUAUCUGUUUGUCUGGUCGGAUUUACAGAGUUUACAUGCUCUAAAAUACGGGUUUUAAAUGGUCUAAAAGUCUUACCAACGUAUUUUGAAUUGCAGCUACAGGUAAUAAGAUAAACCAGUCCCUCUGUCUGGCAAUUAAAAAAGGACUUUGUUAUAAAGGAUUCUGAAUUAGUUGAAUUGGAAAAAGUUUUAGAUUGUUUCUUAAUAUAUUUACACGCUUUACAGCGACCACAUUGAUAAGUCCCCACUGCGGAGGAUUUUAGCCAUGUAUUCGUCACUUUAUUAGUGGUCAAAUGACUAGGUACCAGGAUAUCUCUGAGGUUUCAACCCCUUCUUGCUGUAAGAGAAACAUGGGGAGUCAACACCUCUUUUAAAUGUAUAUCCUGGUACAAUAAUGGCCAAAACCUUUCUACCUUAAGCAUUAAACUAUCUGGCAAUGGGAAGGUAUGGCUCUCUCCAGUUAGUUUAACCUAAAUUGUUGGUAAGACUUUUGCGCAAAUCCUUUUCACCUGCAACAAUCUUAUUCACUUCCUGUUAAUUUACAGCCCUACAAACCAACCCAUAUCAGAAUUAUGUUACUGACCAAUUUGUUCAGGUGUAGAUUAACAAGAAUUUAAUUUGUGUUUGUUGUAGUUGAAAAGGAUUUCUGCACAAGGUCUAAUAUUAGUUGAUUACAAAUUAUUUAGUGAUUAUACCCCUCUAGGACUGAGUGCUGGAGACUGGGAAGGCAAUUUUAAUAAACUGAAACCAUUGCCAUGUUUGCAGAAGCCAGUUUUUAAACAUGUGACAGAGCUGACUUUCUUUCUGAAAAUCAUAGGUGUUUUUUUUUUUUUUUUUAAAUUACCCCAUUCUGAGGUUGACAAUAUCUGCAUGAUUUAUAUAUUUAGUUGCAUCCACAUAAUUUAUUGCCUGUGAUUUUGAACAAUUGUGCCUUAUAAUAAUAAUAAGCACUCUAUUGGGUAUAGUCUUUCAUACUAAAAUGUCACACACUAGACAUGUACAGAUGUAAGAUUUGUUUUGUCCAUAAACUACUCAGUUUGUAUGAAUCAAAAUCAUUUUAAUUCAUGCAUGAAUGAAUUGAUUUGUCCAGAAAAUAAAUUAAUGGCUUAAUUCCGAUGUGGCUUAAAAGAAGUUUGAUUUGGAUGACUUGAUUUGUUUAUGAACGCAAGACAUAUUUGCACAAGUCUAAUGCACACCCACUGGUAUGUUGUCUGUAUUUGACUAAAGUUUGUACUUUAACUAUCUUCAGAUCUUUUUGAAAACGGAGGCUCGGAAGCCAGGCUAUAUAGAGUUGGCUCUACAGGCAUACCAAGAGUCUAAAAUCAGCACGGCUUCAUCGUGACAAUGCUGCUGAUGUUUGUCUGAAAGAUUUGUAUUCAUAGAGAAGCAGACCUUACUUGUCAUGAAUUUACACCAAAGAGGCUGGACUGGGUUGUUUUGCAUCCAACAAUGAAUGUGUAACUGUUUAGUUACGCUGCCUAUUCUGGAGUCUGACAGUGACUGGUAUUGCCUAUGCCCUCUGUAUCUGUAAGGAAAGCCCACGUGUGGUCCUUGGUUAUAAAUUGACUGUUAUCAAAUAACAUUAUCAUCUAUAUCUUCCAUUUCUAAUAAAAUGUUUACACUAAAAAUAUGGUUCUUUUCUUGUCUCGGUUCACUAAUUUUCUAAACUCAAAGGAAAUUUAAAUUCAAAGAAAC